GAGUACUUCACAAGGAUUUUCUGAUAUGAGGUACCUCCUUCUGCUACUUCUCCCUGUGGCGACAGUGCUAGCCUCUUUCGACACUUAUGUCGGACGAUCUCCUAGACCCUACCUCGAUCACCAGUGGAAAGUAUACAAACAAUAUUUUCACAAGAAAUAUCCACGCAAGCGGGAUGACCUCUUACGAAGACUCGCGUGGGAGAAAUCAGUGGAGAUAAUGUGCGAGCACAACCUGGAAUAUGACAUCGGAAACGCUAGCUACGAACUGACCAUCAAUAGGUACUCCGAUGCUACGGAAUCAGAACUGCGUCAGAUUCACCAAGCGAAUCUAGGGCGUCGGAAGCCACAAGCCAGGUGGUUGGUCACUGAAGAGGAUACGCCAUACAACGUUCCUGGAAUUCUCGUCACGAGGCCGCCAACGAAAUACCUUGACCGUCAGUGGAAGCUCUAUAAGAAACUCUACGGCAAAACUUACCCGCCGAAUGAGGAUCGCUUGAGGAGGAAACUCUGGGAGAGGACCGUGGAGAUAGUGUGCAGGCACAACCUCGACUACUACGUCGGGACUGCGAAAAACCUGAUGUCGCUUACUGACUAUGCGGAUCUGCUACUGCAAAAUUUUUGGGACGCGAAUGACAAGGACUGA
Ornithodoros turicata is the source of this 643-nucleotide messenger RNA. RefSeq lists its product as uncharacterized. Bases 26 to 643 code for a protein of 205 amino acids. NCBI's taxonomy places the organism in Eukaryota, Metazoa, Arthropoda, Arachnida, Ixodida, Argasidae. The transcript is spliced from 6 exons. The record is from RefSeq and is a predicted model, not a curated record.